CGCGUGCGUGCCCGUCCGAUUGUGUGAAAGGGAAAACCGGAGCCAGACAGUGACGCUCACCCAUCAGCUGCCUGUCAAAGCCAGCAGCACGCCGAUAAAUAGAUAAGCGUGCCGGUAUGGAGGGAGAGAUGCAACCCGCUGAUGAAGGGCCCUGCGCCCCGAAGAUGUGCCGACAGCAGCGGGGUCCGUUCAGCACCCUGAAGCCCCUCCAGAGCAGGCGCUCCGCGGGGAAGACGCGCUUUGACCGCUCCGCUGUGCUGGAGCUGCCUCUGUUUGGUGAUCACUUCACUCUCCAUCCCGAGCAGCCUCCUCCUUUCCAGCAGCAGCAGCGGGUGCAGCACCUCCACCAAAGCAGUUCUACCAUCAGCAGCAGCCAGCAGCAUCCCCGGCUCCCAUGUGAGGCCAGGCCAAGCAGCAGGGUCCCCACAUCCACCUCGGUGGCAGCAGCAUCCCAUGGCCCCCAGAGGCGCGUCUGCGGCGGAUCGGAGCCCAGGUUCUCCCCAGACUGCUCCUACGGAAUCAGCACAGAAAACCGUCUCAUCUUAGACGCCUUCGCCCAGCAGUGCAGCAGAGUCCUCAGCCUUCUCAACAAUGGCCGUCUCCUGGAGCCCCCCUCUUCCUCCCUCAGCUCUAACAUCAAGCUGGAAGAUGAGCGAGGAGAUGCACAGGGGCUCCACUGCUCCUCACAGGGAAAGCUGAAACCCCAGGAGAGCUCAACCACCACAGAUCCAGAGAAUGAGGCCCAACAAAGCCAUUCAAACCAGCAGCGGACCUCAGCGGUGCUCCGCAUCUUCACAGACUCCCUGCAGAACUACCUGCUCCCUGGGCCUCAUCGACAUCUGAAUGAAGGUGACCAGUGUGCUUCUGUGGAGCCCUGCUCAGAAGUGUCUCCACCCAGACACAAUCUGGGAGGCUGGGGGUCCCCUGCUCCAUCAGAGUCCUACGGCCACCCGUCUUCAACGCUACCAGAGGAGGAAGAGGAGGAGGAGAGCUGCUGCCCACGCUGUCUGGAGCUGGAGCAGGAGGUGCUGUGUCUGCAGCAGGAGAACGAGGAGCUGCGGAACAAACUGGAGAACGUUCCAGCCCCCUGUCAAAGUGCCCUAGACUACUUUAAGGCGGUUCUUGAGUUUCACAACCAGCUGGCUCAGCCAAUGCCAGAGGAGCAGUAUACAGAGCAGUGUGACAAUAUGGAUUUAAAAGAUGUAUCUCUGCAGGAGGAAGAACAACAAACAGUCUUUGAGGGCAGUAAACAGCUUCUGGAGAACUACCCGCUCUUCAUCACCAACAAGCAGUGGGACGAAGCCGUCAACUCCUCUAAGAAAGAUGGCCGACGGCUCCUGCGCUACCUGAUCCGCUACGUCUUCACCACGGAUGAGCUGAAGUUUUCCUGCGGUUUGGGCAAAAGGAAGCGGUCGGUGCACUCAGGAGAACCGGGCCUAGAAAGACGGCCACUCAACCCCGUCAAAGUCAGCUGCCUCAGAGGUAGAGCUCUUUUUCUCCAGCAUGAUUAUGUCUCAGACCAUUUAAAUUUCUGUUAUAUAUUAUAUGACAAUCAAUCCCUGAAAGCAAUCCAAAAAUUCAGUAGUAUGUUAAAGACACUCUGUAAGUGUUCAUCCAUGUAUUAGUUUAACUUGUGAUAUAUUGAAGGAUUUUUUUUAGGUGAAUAUACAGAAUAUGGGGCGCAUCAAUGCUCUGUGUCAGAGCAUUGAUGUAAUCUAGUUAUGUGACCUAGAGCUCUGCUUUAAGUCCAGAACACACUAAAUCCGAUUUUGCUU
This is a messenger RNA of Cyprinodon variegatus (sheepshead minnow), 1775 nucleotides long. RefSeq names its product BEN domain containing 4 (gene bend4). Bases 117 to 1625 code for a protein of 502 amino acids. The record is from RefSeq and is a predicted model, not a curated record. Lineage: Eukaryota; Metazoa; Chordata; Actinopteri; Cyprinodontiformes; Cyprinodontidae. Gene Ontology annotation, molecular function: DNA binding. The transcript is spliced from 5 exons.